UGUGAUGGUGUUUGAUGGUGUCCCUUUUUCCCACCCACCCCUUUCUCCUGAGCAGUGUUGGAUUCCCUGGACAUGGAGGCCCUGGUGAGCACAGUGCGGGCCUGGAUUGAGAACCCAGUGAAGUUUGCCCGCUCGCACGGGGUGAAUGUCACACCUGGCUCUAGAGAGCCAGCCUCCCAAGAUAUCCAUAUAUUGGUCAUUGAAGGCUUCCUGCUUUAUAAUUACAAACCUCUGAUCGAGCUCUUUGACCUUCGCUACUACCUGGCCGUGCCCUACGACGAGUGCAAGAGGAGGAGGAGUACACGGAAUUACACGGUGCCCGACCCCCCGGGCCUGUUCGACGGCCACGUGUGGCCCAUGUACCUCAAACACAGGAAGGAGAUGGAGGAUUCAGGGGUGGAUGUGGUUUAUUUAGAUGGCCUGAAGUCCAGGGAUGAACUCUACAACCAAGUGUUUGAAGAUAUUCACAACAAGCUCCUAAAUUGCUCCUAGGGUUGGGAGGACCCCAAAAAUCCGUGUACAGCGAUGUAAAUAAUACUUGGAAGUGGGAGUGGGAAUUUGUGUGAACUCCUCUCCCUCUGCCCUUUGGCAAGUCCCUUCUGUAUAUAAUUGAAAACUGAGGAUAACUUAUUCCCACCACAUGGACAGGACGGCCUGGGUGGGGUUUAUUUUUUAAUUAUUUUAUAUUCUGCUGGCUUACAGAGAAGCUGGAAACGGCAUUUUUAUAGCAGAGCAAGUAGAGCUGUGCUGGGAAAGCAAAGAGAGCUGCUGCAGACAGAAAGGCUUUGUGCAAGGCUUGUUUGUAACAUCACCAACUCACUAAAAAUCCACUUCAGUCUCCUUCUGAGGUCCUGAUUUAAUUCAUCACUCAAUGGAUAAUCACUGCAAUAAAAUGGGUGUGGAGCUCACCCAGAACACAA
This is a messenger RNA of Zonotrichia albicollis (white-throated sparrow), 920 nucleotides long. RefSeq names its product nicotinamide riboside kinase 2 (gene NMRK2). The record is from RefSeq and is a predicted model, not a curated record. Lineage: Eukaryota; Metazoa; Chordata; Aves; Passeriformes; Passerellidae.